AUUCUUUCUACAAAGGCUCGAACUUUUUAACUUCCUUUAGUAGUGCAAUAUGAUUUCACGGAUUCCCAUUCGUGCAUUCACCUCGAACGCAUUCAGGACAAGAUUAGAAUGCACUCGCCUCUUACACACACAGGCUAAUGUCAACCCUAGUGUUGUUCCUCAGGCGCAUUAUAAUGUCGUCUUAGACAUUGAUGGUGUUCUCAUCAAGGGCAAACAAGUUCUACCACAGACUCACCGUGCCUUAGAGUUGUUGAAACUCAAUAACGUGCCCCAUAUCUUUCUGACUAACGGCGGAGGGCUUAAGGAACACGACAAGGCCGAACAGCUUAGCAAGAAGAUUGGUGUCCACAUCUCACCCAAGCAACUGAUCCUUUCUCACUCACCAAUGCGUGCACUUGUAUCACAAUUCGAGAGCAAGAAUAUACUAGUCGUGGGGGGCAACGGAUCGGAUUGUCGACAUGUUGCAGAGUACUAUGGAUUUAAACACAUUGUGACUCCCGAGGAAGUUCAUACUGUCUAUCCAUCUGUGUCUCCUAGUUCCGCAAUUGAGGCACGAUCCGUACCUUUACCAGAGAAAUACCUUCAAAAUGUACAUCGGCCUGUAGAAGCAAUUAUGGUUUUUCAUGAUUCGGUAGAUUGGGGGAGAGAUCUACAAGUUAUGUUGGACGCUCUGGUCUCAAAAGACGGGUGCUUGACUUCCCACAAGACAUUGGCCGAACUUCACACAACCAAGCAAAGUGUUCCACUCUUUUUUUCUAACUCAGAUCUGGUCUGGAGCAACGAAUUCCCUAAUCCAAGAUUUGCUCAGGGUACUUUUAGAACAUGCCUAGAAAGGAUAUAUGAGGAUAUGACAGGACACAAAUUGGAGUACACAUUAUUUGGUAAACCCAUGCCUUCGACAUAUCAGUAUGCAGAGUCUGUCCUCAACCAGCUCACGCUGGUUCAUAUGUCCACUGGAAAGCCCUAUCCAAGAACGAUUUAUGCUAUCGGAGACAACCCAUAUGCAGAUAUUGCGGGCGCAAAUGGAUAUGGAUGGCAAUCUGUACUAGUCAGGACAGGUGUAUUCAGGCCAGAAGGUGAAGAAAACCAUCAUAUCCACCCUGCUACAGCAGUUGUAGAUGAUGUUGAAGACGCAGUGCGGUGGAUUAUUUCUAGAGAAAUGAGGAAGGAACACCCUUUCUAAACCCAAUCAAAAGGUGAUGAAACCAAUGUUCAACUAGAGACAACCCGGAAUAUUCAUAGAUUCAUAUAGACUGAUGAUAUUUUUUAGACUAGACUAAGACUCAUAAUAAUCGAUGAUCUAUUUACGAAAGUUC
This is a messenger RNA of Lobosporangium transversale, 1316 nucleotides long. RefSeq names its product HAD-like domain-containing protein. Gene Ontology annotation, cellular component: mitochondrion. Lineage: Eukaryota; Fungi; Mortierellomycota; Mortierellomycetes; Mortierellales; Mortierellaceae. The coding region runs from base 50 to 1183 and encodes 377 amino acids. The transcript has 8 exons. The record is from RefSeq and is a predicted model, not a curated record. Gene Ontology annotation, biological process: glycerophospholipid biosynthetic process.